Molecule: messenger RNA, 1387 nt
Organism: Xenopus laevis (African clawed frog)
Lineage: Eukaryota; Metazoa; Chordata; Amphibia; Anura; Pipidae
Gene: manf.L
Product: mesencephalic astrocyte-derived neurotrophic factor L homeolog
Exons: 4
Coding region: 148-690 (180 amino acids)
Biological process (GO): dopaminergic neuron differentiation; neuron projection development; signal transduction
Cellular component (GO): endoplasmic reticulum; extracellular region
Source: RefSeq, a predicted model, not a curated record
AAUAGGAAGCAAACCGGGACUGGAAGGCGGUUGCUAGGAGCAGAGGGGUUGCAGUUGCCGGCUAGUCGGGCGAAUAGAGAGGGGUAGAUUGUGCCACGUGCCUAUUUCCCGGCAGCGGAUCUGUUACUCGAGUCUGAAAGAAAGAAGAUGUUUCCUCUCGCCCUUCUUGCUGUGACCGGGAUUCUGGCUCUACUGCCAGGCGAUGCUGGAGCUCUGAAAGCAGGAGAAUGCGAGGUGUGCGUUUCAUUCCUGAGCCGGUUUUACCAGUCCCUUAAAGAACGGCAAGUAGAGUUCAAGCCUGACGCUGUGGAGAAGGAACUGCUGAAGACCUGCAAUGAUGCCAGAGGAAAAGAGAACAGGCUGUGUUACUAUAUUGGUGCCACCAGCGAUGCCGCCACCAAAAUCACAAACGAGGUGUCAAAACCACUAAGUCACCACAUCCCCGCUGAGAAGAUAUGUGAGAAGCUAAAGAAGAAAGAUGGACAGAUCUGUGAGCUGAAGUAUGAUAAACAGAUUGACCUGAGCACAGUGGACCUAAAAAAGCUCAAAGUGAAGGAACUGAAAAAGAUUUUAGAUGACUGGGGCGAGUCCUGCAAGGGCUGUGCUGAGAAAUCGGACUUUAUCCGCAAGAUUAAUGAACUGAUGCCUAAAUAUGCUCCCAAUGCAGCCAAUGCACGGACAGACCUUUAAAGCACUAUCCUGUGGAUCUAGUGCAAGAACUGAUCCUCUAAACUAUAGACCCAGCCAGCAGACGUUCCUCUUAUACGGUUAUUCUUUUACUUUUUAUGGAACGGAUUUCUUUUCCCACUUUAGUUUUAUUUUCCUUUUUUUGUAACAGCCUGAAGACUUCCAAACACCCUCCCUCCCUGUAUUGCAGGACUAUGAACCCUGCAGCCAGGAGGGAUACUUUUGUUUAAUACAUUUGCUUGUAACUUAUUGUUUUUUUCUCUGCGCUGUCGGACAGUUUUGCAGUAUAGGGAAUUUUUAUUACCUCCAAGUUUCCUUGGGUUCUUGUCGAGUGGCCUUUUUUUCUAUGAAAAUAAAAGGAUCCACUCUGCUUCUUGCUGUAGUGAAAAAAAAAAUGGAAUGAAGACACGAACUGCAUAACGGUUACCCACUCUGCUUCAUAUCAUGCACAUGCAGCUGGAUGAGCGAGAACGCAGUCAGGCGAAGGGGAGUGUCUUUUGUAGACAUCCCAUUGUGCCAAGCACACGGUUGGAAGCGUCACUGGCAUAGAGCAGUAUUUUAACCCAAGGGGAACCACUCAGAGUUAUUUUGCUUUAGACACCGGCACUAAACCUCUAUGGCACCCCCCAGCCACUGGAAUGUUAAAAAAAAAAAAAUGUUGCACCUGUCUUGCUCUUGGAAUUAAAUAGUUAUGUUUCUA